GAGACACACAGAGAGAGAGAGAGAGACACACACACAGAGAGAGAGAGAGAGAGCGGCCAUAGCUACAACAACAGCACCUCCUCCUGCUCUACCGCUCCCUACACACACACUCUCUCUCUCUCUCUCUCACACACACACUCUCUCUCUCACACACACACACACACACACUCUCUCUCUCUCACACACACACACUCUCUCUCUCUCUCUCUCUCUCACACAGAGCGAGCAAAGCGAAGACGGCCAGGUGCACGCGGCGAGUCCCCCCGCCAUCGAGCUCGCGCCCGCGCCACAUUUCCAUGGCGAAGGACCUUUCCGCUUCACGCGCCUGAACCCGAGAAGAAGAAGAAUGUGAAAAGCGAAGAAGAAGAAGAAGAACAGGCAGCAGAAGAAGGUUUGUUUUUAUUUUAGGAAGAAGAAGAAGCAGAAGAAGAAAAUGCCCAGGAGGAAACAGGAGCAGCCGAAGCGCCUUCCUUCGCAUGCAGAGCCAGCUGAGGAUGGGGCGCUAGCGGGCAGCUCGGUGGUGGAGGAUGGCUGGUUCGGGAAUAAUUCCGACAGCCCUUCGACGUCAUCGUACGGCGACGUGCAGGACGACCUGCGGGUGUCUCCGGAGGGUGGAGCACGGCCGGACCGCGCCACCUUGGCCGGGAGCCCGCCAGGUUGCGCUACGCCUUCUCAGCGGGCGUCACUAGAGCUGCUGGGACUCGACACGCGCGCCUUGUCAACGCAGGAUAUGUCCCUGGUGUCCUCUGUCUCGCUGUCGUCCAUGGUGUCAUCGUUGUACGGCGACUCGGCUCACAGCCUCUCCAAACCGCUAAGCAGCAACCUGCGCAGACUCUUGGAGUCCGGCUCGGUGAAGCUGGAAUCAGGAGAGCUGAUUGGGCGAGGUCUAGGUCGAGGGGCGGAGUCUCCGCCUGCAGGCCUGGCGCUGUCUCCGUCCUCUCAUCACGCCCAGCAGCUGAGCGCCCUCGCACGCAGACUCGCCAACAGCAGUAACAACGGCGUUAGCUCCGCCUCCACGUCGCCCGCCUCGGUGCCUGUGGUGAAGCAAGAGCCUGGAGACCCGUUCGGACCAACCGAGCCCGCCAGCUCGGGCAGCACUAGCUUUGUUUGGGUCGGAAUGGCGGAAAAAUGGCCGCCGUCUGGAAGCCUGUCUCCCGAUUCGGCCAUUCAGAAACUGAAAGCAGCAGCCAACGCUGUUCUCCAGGACAAGAACUCGACCUCUUCCUCUUCCUCUUCAUCCUCCUCUUCGGUCACCUCCUCCUCUUCUUCUUCGUCCUCCUCUUCCUCGUCGGUGCCGCCACUCGGAGGGCGCUCGGACGACUCGGUGCGCUUCGACUCCUUCGCAUCGCCUUUUAGCUCGCAGUCUGCCAGUUCCACGCUCGCCGCACUCUCCAAGAAAGUGUCAGAGCGAAGCCAGCAGCAGCAGCAGCCCUCAGCCGCCCCCUUUCUCUCUCUCGUCUCCAUGACCUCAUCAGCAGCGCUGCUAAAAGAAGUGGCGGCUCGAGCCGCCGGCAACAUCCUGGCUGAUAAAAAAGAGCCACAGCUGGCGACGGCCAACACCGAGGACUCGAAACCGCAGCUAGACAGGAACCACAAGGCCCCGACGCCCAACCAGAGCAUCGAGCUUCUGCUCCCCGCUGCCCCCAAGGGACGUGCCAAGCCCAGCAGCCAAGCAGGUUCACCAGAGGACAGCGGGAAGCCCUUCCAGUGUCCCGUGUGCGGCCUGGUCAUCAAACGCAAGAGCUACUGGAAGAGACACAUGGUGAUUCACACGGGUUUGAAAAGCCACCAGUGUCCUCUGUGUCCCUUCCGCUGCGCUCGCAAAGACAAUCUCAAGUCGCACAUGAAGGUGCACCAGCACCAGGACCGGGGUGAGACAUUCCAGUGUGAGCUGUGUCCCUUCACCUCAUCGCGCCACUUCAGCUUGAAGCUGCACAUGCGCUGCCACCAGCACUUCCCCCGGACCGAGCUCAAGGUCAAAGAGGAGCCGUGCACCGACGCCGACGAGGCCGAGGCAGAGCGGACGUCGGGCACGGGCACCUCGCCGUCUCCCGCUCUGUCCCAGGCCCCGGGAGAACCCUCUUCCAAUCACACACACAUCAAAGAGGAGCCUCAGGACGUUGCUCUGACUCCACCCUUCCUGCCGGUCAGAGAGCGACCGGGCAGCAGCAGCAGCUCCCUGGAUCUGCCCCGGAUCAGCGCCAGUCCACCCGGUCCGGGCACGGCCACCCCGGCCGCCUCGCUCUUCAGCCCCGACAUCAGCACCAAGACGGCCACCGACCUCCUCAUGAAGCUUUCCGCGGCGAACCAGCAGGAGGCGCUGAAGAGCGGGUUCUGCGUGAAGGAGGAGCCCAAGGCGGAGGAGGCGUCGAGUCCGCCGAGAUGUCCACCGUUCAGCCUGGGACACGACGCCCCCGCGGUGCCCAGCAGGCCACGCCAAGAGGGCAGCAUCCUCAGCCAGGAUAUCAAUGUCAAGGUGGCGUCCGAACUGCUCAUGAAACUCUCAGAGAACAGCAAAGACACCUGUCUCCAGAAAGUGACGGUAAAGGCGGAGCCCAUGGAGGUGGACCCACCCUCGGAAGUGGCUCCGCCUCCUUCUCACCUGCUAGGCUUCAGCACUUUAGGGGCAUGCGAGAAGAAGGAGCCAAUGGCUGGCCUUCCGGAGCCUCUGCCCCGCCCCAACAAAGACCUCUUCUCCCAGGACAUAUCGGUCAAAAUGGCCUCCGAGCUGCUCUUCAAACUGUCUGAAAAAGUAAGCAAAGCUAACGAAAAUAAAGACAGCACGUCGUUCGGCAUGACCAGCCCUUUUCUGGACGACCGCUUUAGACAAUCGCCCUUCAGCACGCGCUCCAAGAGCUCCUCCCCAGCCGAGGCCAGCUCCUCCACCCGAGCCUCCCAACAGCAAGAUCCGGAGAAACCGCUGUGUGAGACGGCCAACGGCCUGCCGCAGUGGAGACUCAACGAGCAGCUCUUCCCCUGUCCCGUGUGUGGCAAAGUGUUCGGCCGCCAGCAGACUCUCUCCAGACACCUUUCCUUACACACAGAAGAGAGGAAGUACAAGUGUCACCUGUGUCCGUACGCAGCGAAGUGCCGUGCCAACCUGAAUCAACACCUCACCAUCCACUCGGUCAAGCUGGUAAGCACGGACACCGAGCACCUCGUCAACUCCGUCACCAGCGAAGGAGGAGAACGCAAAAACUGCCCCUACUACUACAGCUGUCGAGUGUGUGGUUUCCAGACGGAGCUGAACGCACAGUUUGUGAGCCACAUGUCUCUGCACGUGGAUAAGGAGCAGUGGAUGUUCUCACUGUGCUGUAACUCGUGCGAGUACGUGGGAGUGGACGAGGCCGAGAUGAAGGCUCACAUCAACGCCGAGCACACAGGCCUGAAUUCCAGGAGUCCCCUGAGUGAGAGUAAAAGCACAUCGUCAUCUCUCUCGGCUCUCAGCGAUUCCCUGAACAGCUCUGAGAGCGGAGACGUUACCCAGGGAAGCGAGGAACUCAAAAGUCUCUUGGCCCCGCCCUCAUCUGCCAGCAGCCAAUCAAGCUUGGUGUCAGGAACGGAAGAGAAAUCAGAAAAAGGCUUUGAAUGUGUGUUCUGCAACUUUGUGUGUAAGACGCGGGCCAUGUACGAGCGGCACCUGCAGAUCCACCUGAUCGCGCGCAUGUUCGAGUGCGAUGUCUGCCACAAGUUCAUGAAGACUCCCGAGCAGCUCCUCGAGCACAAGAAGUGCCAUACGGUCCCCGCUGGAGGGCUCAAGUGCCCUCUGUGCAUGUACUCCACCAGCAGGGCGGCGGCCAUGGAGUGCCACCUGAAGACGCACUACAAGACGGAGCACCGCUGCCGCAUCUGCCAGGCGGCGUGGGCGAGCCGGGCCGAGCUGGAGCGGCACGCGCGCGCCCACCGUCUGGGCAACCACUACCGCUGUGAGCAGUGUGGCUACCUGGCAAAGACGGCCAACAAGCUGAUAGAGCACGGGCGCGUGCACACGGGCGAGCGCCCCUUCCACUGCGACCGCUGCAGCUACAGCUGCAAGCGCAAGGACAACCUUAACCUGCACAAGCGGCUCAAGCACGCACCACGCCACGCACUCGGCUGCGCCCGCUGUCCCUUCACAACCACGCACCCGUUCGUCUACAACCGCCACGUCCGCAAGCACCAGGCCGGGGAGGGCAGUACCCAGGAGGAGGCCCAGGCUUUCACGCCACGCCCACUCAGCGCCGACGCCAUCGAGCCCCUUUUCCUGCCCGACGGUAGCAGCAGCCCGCUCGUGAGCCUGAGCGCCUCGCAGGCCUUGCAAUCGGUCGCCUUGUCCGUUUCAGGCAUGCUGCCUGCCACCGCGCCCUCCCCGCACUACCUCUGUGCCAACGGAGCUUCUCCGACAUCAUCGCCCACGCUGGCGGCUCACUAUUUCGAGCAGUACAGGACAUCGGACCCGACUCAUCUCAUCCCCCUCACCACACUCUUCAGCGCUCGCCGCCGUUUCACAUUCCAUAGCCACGCCCCCUCACGCUCCUCUCCACCUUUCUUCAGACUCUGGCCCCGCCCAUCCUCACAGACCUCACCCUUGCACACGUCCCCCAAACACUCCUUCCUGGCGUAUCUGGGACUGACGGAAAGAGCGAAAACCGUCUGAGCUGCCCAUCUCUCAUCGUCUGAGCUACCUACCUCUACAUUUUUUUUUUCCUUUCUUUCUUUGUCAUCCUUCCUUCCUUCCUUCCUUUCUUUCACUCACCCCGGCAGCAUCCACACAGCGGCUCGGAGUGACCAGUUCUGUCCGUCGGCAUCAGGAGAACACCGCUCCUGAGGAACCGAAAUGUACACACAGUGUUUAUCAAAGGAAAAAAGGCUGUACGUACUCAAUACAUUUAUAUCAAAAGCUGCUUUUCUUUAUCUUUAUUAAUCUAAUUAUUACGCUUCUUUUUGUCUUUUUUUCUUUUCUGCAGAUUUUCAAUGACCAUGAAACAGAUAGUAGUGAUUGCUUUCCAUAGGAUUUUUUUUUUUUUCCUUCUAUGAGGAGGUCAAAAGAAAAACAAAAGAAGAUGCAAAUGUCUAAACGCUCAACUUUUUUUUUUUUUUUUUUUUUGUGCGUUAGUAUGUCUUUUUGCCAAGCAUCACAAGGUAGCAUGCUCGCCUAUGUGCUACGAUUGUUUUAUGUCAUUUAGGGACUCAAUACAAAAUAUCCCAGGGCGUUUGCAGCACGACAAAAAAAAAAAAAAAAAAAAAAGAGGGAAAAAAAGAAAAAACGACACGAAUUGCUUUCUUUCAAGUCUCGUUUUGAAAGCGACGCCUCAAACCAUGCACUUGAUUAUUUAUCGAACUGUAUAUAGUUUUUGUAGCCAUCAACUCCAUCUCCAUCACCCCACAAUGCGUAUUGACGUCAAAAUGGGUUUCAGGAUUGGUGACGCCAUUCCUGAAACAUUGAUCUCGGCUCAUAAGCUCAAGGCGAUUUACCAGUCAUGCACAGCUGAUGGCAGAACAGUUUCCGUUUUUGUUUGUUUGUUUGUUGUUUUUUGUUUGUUUUCUUCUUAAGACAAGCCAUUCAGGGUGUACCAGUGGGAGCUUCGUGUGUAGAAGCAGUUCGUCCAAGAUCCAGCCCUGAAAACCACAGCUCUUGCCAUUACUACACGUUGCCACAGACUGUGCCAAAAGCUAACCAAGCACGAAAGAUGAGACGAGGGACGAGUGACCAGACGAGCCCUGUGCAUAGCUCUCGCACUGUAACACGCACCUAUACAUUUACGAAGAUAUCCGAGGUGACCGCUUGCCGGGGGAGAAAAUCCCACGCGUCGCGUCACGUCACGUCACGCAAGGCCGAUUCAAUGGUGCUUUCUGGAGCUUUUUGUGAUAUAUUUUUUUAAAUCGUUUCUUUUUUUUUUUCCUUGUUUGUUCAUUUUUUUGUGUAAAGAAAAGGAGAAGCUGUUCCAAAAUGACUUGAAUGAAUGUACUUUUCGUUGGUUCACGUUAAAGCGAUACAGAGGUAGAAAGACGCAAGAUAUGAAAAAUAGUGGUAUAUCGGUUUUGGUGGCCUUCUGUGUCUUAACAUUUCUGGUUGCUUUUGGUUUUUUUUUUUAUUUACUACCAUUUAAAAAAAAAAAAAAAAUGAGCCUUUAAAAUGUAAAAUAUAUAACUAUAUAUCCUGUACUAACAAGCUAUUAUGAAGAUCUCAUUGGAUAAUGGCUCUUAAGUGCAAUGUAAAGGCAGCCGUGAUUUUUAAGGAGGAUUCGCAGAAGAACGGCUUUCUCUAAAGCGGGCAAACAUGGUACUAGUAUCCUGUGUUCCCCUUUCCAUUUCCUCCCCCCUCCCCAUGUUAAAUUGCACUUACCACGUUGAUAUAUUUCAAACAAAAGCACUUAAGCCCAAUAACAAAUUCCCUUUGAUGCCACUUCCACCACCCUUGUCAGACCACAGCGUUGGCGUUUAUACAAUGUCUCACCCUCACUUGGUUUCUGCCUUACAGGUUGGGAAAAGAAAUGGAAUAUAAAGCUCUUAUUCUCAGAUGUUGCCCGUGUCGGACAGCUCUGUUAGACUGAAUCACGCAUUAGAAAUGAAUAUAGUAGAUUUUCACCUGGCCACCGAAGGACCAGGCUAAAUUCGUCAACGCCAGUUUUGCACUGUGCUGUAAAAUUGCACUUUUUCCAAAUAAAUUGGUGGCUUAUAAGGGAAAGAAAAACUGAAACUAGAAUCAGAAAUUAGGAAGAAACGCUUCGGUUGAUGAUGAUGAUGAUGAUGAUAAGCUCUUAAAUGAGGUUUGGGAAAUGCUCAAAAGUAACGCUCCACUGUGUUUAGAGCUCAGAUCUGCAAUAUUUAAGGAGUUAUUCCACGAAAUCGGGUCGUACAGGAGCUGAUAGCCGACGAGGCGCGUAGCACCGAGUCGGCUGUAAGCAGCGUAUGGCGAGAUUGAGUGGAAUAACUCUUUUAUUCUAUCCACAUUCACUGGAUUUUGAGAAACGGAGCAUUUUUAUUUUUUGCAAAUUCGAUAAAUAAAAACUUUUUUAAAAAAUCCGACAAAAUAAUUUGCACUUAGAAACAAACCGGCACAAUGACGGGAGCAAUUUGUGAAAAAUGCAAUAAUAAUAAUUCUUGAAAAAUAAAGAUAAGUUCUUACUAUCAAAUACUUUUAUUCCAUAUUUUCAAGUCAAGUUUUUAUUUCAUCCUCGGUUGGUUCAGCAACACGCACCGCCAUUUUCUUCUUCUUUAGGGUUUUUGGUGGUUUGGUGCCACCGACUGGAUUGGAGUGUGGAACAGGAGAUAUUUGCAUGGGGGCACCUAUAUUCUUUUUGCUGCAACUGUUAAAUACUUGAUAAAGUGAUAUAUCGGACUUGAUGCGCUCCGCCAUUUUGUUUUUCUCUACUCGCGGUAUAUGAGCUGAUAUCCUAGUAGUCGAGUUAGCCAGUCAAGGUGUGCGAUUGCUCAUAUCCAGUGAAUGUGGAUAGAAUAAACACGUUUAUUAUAUUAUAAAAUUACUCGUCAGAUUGAGAUGUAUAUCUUAAUUAACCGACUUCUUUUUUUUUUUCCAACAAUCAAUGAAUUAUCCCACAUUUUAUUGAAAAACCGUGCCAACAAACCGAUUUAUUUCUACUUCCAGUAAUACAUUUAUAAAUGUAUUAACACUACCAAGUCACAAAUUCGAUGAUCCACGCCUGAUACGGAGCCACGAUUUCUGUCGCAAACAUCAUUUCAUUUGAGAUUUUUAUUUAUUUUUUUUCCAAUUCUGUGCUGUAAAGCAACAAAUCCAAACCGUUGCCUUGAAUCAUCCUCAAACAAAAGUUCCCCAUUCGGAACUGUAAUUCCCGUUCCACUUGGACGCAAAAACUCGUAACCGUGGUUAAAUGUGUCUACAAACUCACCGGCCACUUUAAUAGGAACGUGUUCUUGAGUCUAAAAUCCCUGUUCUUAGCUGCAGGACUGGAACACAGUGUGAUCAGCUGCUGUUGAAUGCUGAGAUGCUUUUCUGCUCACUAUGGUUGUAAAGAGUUGCUGCGAGUUACUAUCUUCUUCCUGACCAAAAAAAAAAAAAACUCGAACUAAUCUGUCCAUUUUCCUCCGAGCUGUCUUAUCAACAAGGAGUUUGUUUUUUCCACCCGCUCACUGACUCAACUCAGUGGGUUUUUUUUUGUUUGUUUUUCGCACCAUUCUGUCUGCGUAAACUCUACAGACUGUUUGUGUGCGAAAACCCCAGGAGAUCAGCAGGUACUGAAAAACUCGAACCAGCCCAUUUGGCUCAAACCAACACCCAUGUGACCGUGAAAGAAAGUCACACUUGGUUUAAGAUCACGGUUUUUCCUGUCAAGGGGAUUGGCUGAUUAGAUAACGGCAUAAAACAGCAGAUGGAUGGUUGUACUUAAUAAAGUGGCCGGCGAGCGUACAUAUUACAGCAAAAAAUAAACGUCUUGCCGCCCGCGAGUGCGAACACGUGUUGCAAGUCUGUAUAUUCAACUCGCAGCAAAACGAGUAAUUAGUAUUCGCCGUAAUGCCAGAUGUAAUAGUCAGUUCUGCGUGAACGUCUUUGCGAACCCCAAGUUCACAUGCAGAUGAAGGGACUCUUAACCCUGGAGCAUUACUCACAGAGCUGACCUUCGCCUCAUCCCUCCAUCACUGGCUCCCUAAUUAAGCUCCGUCUUCUUUGUCUUUGGAGAAGAUGAAUCAGAACAAAGAUGUGAAUUUUUAUGACCAGGUCGCGAGUUUAUAAAUGCAGCGUCGCAUCUCGCUCGCUCUCGAGUUGGUUUGACCAACAAAGCUAGCGUUUUGUUUUGUUUUGUUUUUCCUCCCCCUUCCCUUUCAUUUUCAUCCCAUGUUGUUGACUUUUCUCCGCACACACGCCCAGCACAAUGUGCUGCAUCAAGCGGAACUCCUGGUCAUCACUGACGCUCCAGCUCGAUGCGUUCUUUUAUGCUCUAGUGCCACUUGGUGGAAAAGACGUGGCCUGGAAGGCCCAAGAAUGAGUCAGACUGAUUCUCGGGACCCGUUCAGAUCAAAUCAGUUGGAUAAGAUCCUAUUGGUCUCGAUACACCACGUAAUCAUUUUGUAAAAGACGAUGAUGAUGAUGAUGACGGUUGCAGCUCGGUCCUGUCCGAUUGUCCGGCCAGGAAAUGGAGGAUCGAAAUCCCUCUCUGUGCUGACACCAGUACUCAAGCACUUAUUCUUCUGUUUCUUUUGCCUAAAAGUAAAAGGGCAGUGCUUUUUUUGGUUUGUUUGUUUGUUUGUUUUAUUUAAUUUUUUUUCCCAACAUCAUUGUGCAUUACACAAGACUACCUUUAUAGCCCAACAAAAGAUGCAUGAAAUCGAUCGCUCUUUUCUAACUUGUAGCACUUAUGUUCUUUCUUCGUUAAAAAAAAAACAAACUCUGUUUGCAUUUACCUUGAUAUUUUCUUUUUCCAGCACAUUCUGUUUGCUUUGCGUUUUGUUUGUUUGUUUGUUUGUUGUAUUUUAUGACUCAAUAAGGCUCAAUGAUAAUUUUGUUUGUGUUUGUUUUUGGCACUCAGUAAAAUAUGCUGUAAAAUAAAGCUUUUUUAUUACUUCAUUCCUAAGGCUGUACAGGGUUGUUUGUGACAGUAACUGGUAAUUAGACCAUUUGUACCUUUUUUUUUUUUUGUAUUUUUUUUCCCUUCAGUUUGGCAUUUCUUAUGUUCAGAUUGCCAGUUCUAAAUGUAACAAGAUUUGAAAGUAAAGCCUACAUCAGAUAUUGAA
Molecule: messenger RNA, 9690 nt
Organism: Neoarius graeffei (lesser salmon catfish)
Lineage: Eukaryota; Metazoa; Chordata; Actinopteri; Siluriformes; Ariidae
Gene: znf827
Product: zinc finger protein 827
Exons: 14
Coding region: 434-4636 (1400 amino acids)
Biological process (GO): regulation of gene expression
Cellular component (GO): nucleus
Source: RefSeq, a predicted model, not a curated record